Ictalurus furcatus (blue catfish) is the source of this 1942-nucleotide messenger RNA. It is a transcript of the gene asb11, whose product is annotated as ankyrin repeat and SOCS box containing 11. The transcript is spliced from 6 exons. Bases 817 to 1788 code for a protein of 323 amino acids. The record is from RefSeq and is a predicted model, not a curated record. Gene Ontology annotation, molecular function: protein binding. NCBI's taxonomy places the organism in Eukaryota, Metazoa, Chordata, Actinopteri, Siluriformes, Ictaluridae. Gene Ontology annotation, biological process: protein ubiquitination; positive regulation of protein catabolic process.
UAUGUUUUGCUUUAUGUACAUGCUAAUUCUUUCUUAACUGCACAAUCAUAUUUUUGCCAUGUGGUGCAGAAUUUACAUGAAGCAAUUUGUAUAAUUGAUAGUGUAGACUACGAGUAAAAUAAUAAAAAUAAUACAAAGUUCAUAUAGUCUGCAGAAAGAAGUGUAGUUGGUUAGUUGGCUAGGACUUCAGUUCAGGACUUCAAUAAAACGCAAACAUAUCUGUGAUAAUGCAGACAUUCUCCAUUCAAGGCGGAACAGAGGAGCCACAUUAACACACUGUUCUCACCUUGUCUAAAUGCUUACACACACACACACACACACACACACACACACACUAUUCACACAUUUUCUGUAAGCUUGGACGUAGUCUUACCAGUGAAUAGUUUUAAUGUUUAUGUAAAUAGAUUUAAAGACAUGUAAAUGAUCAAGUUUUAAAGAAUGAAAGACUUAAAUUGUCUAGUGCACAUCUGAGUGGACCCUUGCUUUAUUCCGCUCAAAAGCAUAAUUUACAUAGUUGUGCAAUAGGUGAACUGAGAGUGUGUGUGUGUGUAUGUGUGUGUGUGGGUAGUUUGAAAACCUGUCUCUCAACAGGAGCCAGAUUCUUCAACAUGUUUUUGCAUGUGUGUGGGGGAGGCCGAUGUGUGUAUUUUGCAUGAUAACUGGUGGGAGGUACAGUUUAGUCAGGGGGAGUGUGUGAUAUUGUAGAGGCCAUAUAAUGUUGGCAAGCACAGUCUCCCUAAACUGAACAUAUUAGAGCUUUGUUUCUGAAAGACACAAGUUGUUGUAAGCGUUUUUUAAAGUCUGGCUUUAAGAAGGAUGGCUGCAGCCCAUGCUGAGGUGUGUGUUUGGAAUGAACUGUGGCAACAAGAUUUUCAGGUCUAUGGAGGACGGGUAUGUAACACACUUAUGGAAGGCUCUUGGGCAGACAGAACUCCUCUCCAUGAUUCAGCUUUGCAGGGCCGGCUACUCCCAAUUAAGAAGUUCCUAUCUCAGGGGAUGAAUGUUGGUGUGGUCACACUGGAUGGCAUCACUCCGUUACAUGAGGCCUGUCUAGGGGGCCAUUUUGCCUGUGCUAAACUGCUGCUGGAACAUGGGGCUGAUGUAUGUCCUGAACUACCUGAAUAUUUACUAGUCAUAAAUACAAGUGUAUGCAACGUGAAUAAGUUAUUAUCUCUGUGUAUGUUCCAUCAGGCUAACGCUGUGUCUGUCGAUGGAGCCACGCCUCUCUUCAAUGCAUGCUUCAGCGGUAACACCGCCCUCCUCCGACUCCUUCUAAAGCAUAGCUCUGUCCAUCACCCAGCUCACUUGCGUAAUUCACCUAUACAUGCUGCCGCAAAGCAAGGUCACACAGCUUGUGUGGAGUUGCUGCUGUCUUAUGGGGUUGAUGCUGAUAUGGAGUUGGAUGAAGUAGGCACACCACUUUACUGUGCAUGUGAAACCAGGAGCACAGAGUGUGUUCAGAGACUUCUGAUCUUAGGUGCUAAUGUGCAGUGUGGGCGUGGCAUUGAUACACCUCUGCAUGCGGCAGUUCGAGUGGGUGGAGCCAAGGAGGUGGCUCUGUUGCUCGAGCAUGGGGCUGAUGGGAAAUGUAGGAAUUCAGAAGGCAAGACACCUCUUGACCUGGCUAUAGAUAACAGCAUCCAGCAUCUCCUGCAGACAGCAGGUCCAUGGUCUCUGUCACAGUUGAGCCGGUUAUGCAUUCGUCGUUCCUUGGGCCAAAAAAGACUGAACAGCGCCAGAGGUCUCCAAUUACCAGACAUUCUACACACUUAUAUUCUGUAUCAAUAACACACAGACACUCACUCACACACACACACACACACACACACACACACACUUCAUGUUUACUGCACCGACUACUCAGCUUACAGAAUUUUAAACACGUGGACAAAUCUUUAGGAACUAGGUUUCUGAUAAAGUUUCUGGAAAUAUUUUGCUGUAA